AUGCCACCAAAGAAGCAACAACAGCAAGCUUCGAAGAAGAAGGACAAUGUCGACAAGACGUUCGGAAUGAAGAACAAAAACCGGUCGACAAAAGUCCAGAGAUACAUCAAGCAAGUGCAGUCGCAAGCGGAUCCGAAAAAGGAGGAGAUGAAACGGCUGAAAUUGGAGGAAAAGAAGCGGAAGGAGCUGGAAGAAGCACAACGGCGUGCUCUGUUCAAUCCUGCCAUGGAACAGCAGCGGGUCGGUGCUGGGGUGGAUCCCAAGACCAUCUUGUGUGCGAUGUUCAAGAUCGGUAACUGUAACAAGGGAGCCCGUUGUAAGUUUUCUCACGAUCCUAACGUGGGGCGGAGAGUCGAAAAGAAGGAUUUGUACCAGGAUGUCCGUGAGGAAAAAGAACAGGAUACAAUGGAUCAGUGGGACGAAGAAAAACUGCGGAAAGUGAUCUUGUCGAAACACGGUAACCCACGUACAACGACCGACAAAGUUUGCAAGUUUUUCAUUGAAGCGGUGGAAAACGGGAAAUACGGUUGGUUUUGGGUUUGUCCCAACGGUGGUGACAAGUGUAUGUACAAGCACGCUCUUCCGGAAGGAUUCGUUUUGAAAACCAAAGAGCAAAAGAGGCUUGAAAAAGAGGCCCUAGACAGUCAACCUAAAAUCACUUUAGAAGAGUUUUUGGAGACUGAAAGGGGUAGACUGAACAGGGCCAAACUCACACCUAUAACAGUAGAGAAUUUUGCCGUAUGGAAGAGAGAUCACAUUGCGAAGAAGGUGAACGCAGAACAGAGGGAAAACGCUAAUAAGAAACCCACAGGUCGGGAAGUAUUGCUAAAGAAGUUCAUGGAAGACAAGAAAUUUGACGAUUUGGCUGACUUGGACGCGUCCAAGGGUUCUGCCUGGGAUCUAUCGGAGUUCACCAAAGCCCUACGUGAUGCCGAGAAGAGAGACGACGGAGGUAUCAAAGACUAUGGUGAUGGUAUUAAUCCAACUUUCGACAUCAAGACGAAGACCCCCGCCACCGCAUCUGCAUGA
This is a messenger RNA of Lachancea mirantina, 1029 nucleotides long. NCBI's taxonomy places the organism in Eukaryota, Fungi, Ascomycota, Saccharomycetes, Saccharomycetales, Saccharomycetaceae. The record is from the annotation of a GenBank genome assembly.